Lonchura striata (white-rumped munia) is the source of this 2698-nucleotide messenger RNA. Its product is annotated as cytosolic phospholipase A2 epsilon. Gene Ontology annotation, biological process: glycerophospholipid catabolic process. Gene Ontology annotation, molecular function: calcium ion binding; calcium-dependent phospholipid binding. NCBI's taxonomy places the organism in Eukaryota, Metazoa, Chordata, Aves, Passeriformes, Estrildidae. The record is from RefSeq and is a predicted model, not a curated record. Gene Ontology annotation, cellular component: cytosol.
UGCUUCGGUGCAGGUGCGCACUCAGCUGGCGGGCAGAGAGGAGGAGGAAGAGGAGGAGGAGCUGGGAUUGCUCAGGUGCUGGUGGCGGGGUGAGGCUGCGCUGAGUCAGGCGCUCACACUCCUGCCUGCCGGCUCCUGGCCGCUUAAAGCGCACGGAGCUGCCUGCCUGAGACGCCUUCGGACACAUCCACUAGCACGUUUCACACCUGGCUCAGACGGGGAAAGGACCACCAUGGGGCUGUUCUACAGCAAGAGCCAGACAGAACCGUCUCCAUGCAACUUGCUCACUGUAAAAAUCAUACAGAUGAAAAAUGCCAGGAAAGCAGACUUGUUAAGUCAAUCUGAUUGCUAUGUGAGCCUGAGCCUGCCAACAGCUUCAGUGCAGCAUUUCCGCACCAAGACUGUCCAGAACAGCAAGAAUCCGACAUGGAAUGAGACCUUCCACUUCACGAUUCAGAGCCAGGUUAAGAACAUUCUGGAGCUUAAAGUUUGUGAUGAGGACAAAGUAACUGAAGAUGACCAUCUCCUCACUGUUUUCUUUGAUGUCUCCAAAAUCCAGCUUGGAGAAAACAUUCAGCUAAGUUUCCAGCUGAAUCCACAGGGAAAAGAGGAGUUGGAGGUUGAAUUCACAAUGGAGAGCAGUCCAGAUCCUCCUGAAAACAUUAUUACUAAUGGAGUUCUAGUGUCUCGUGAGGUUUCCUGUUUGGAUGUGCAGGUGAACGACGGGAGGCUGAGGAAGGACACUAUGGAGAGAAAGUUUGCACUAACUGUGGACGGGUCGUAUGAAGGAACCCAGCUGCACACGCUGAGCUCCUGCCUGUGCCCGACGUCCCCGGCCAGGUUCCACUACAUCAAGUACAACCAGUCAGCGCUCACUGUGGCUCUGCCGCGGCGCAGGCGGCUCAGCAGGUCUAUAUCAAGUCAAAAUGAAAGGGAUAUGAACGAAUCUGUGACUAUACCUCUGAACUCGCUUCCUAUACAAGAGAAAAUAGCAAUAGGAGAGGACAGGACAAUUGACUUGUACACAAAGGCAAAUGAAUGGACUCAGGGUCUGUGUUUCAGACCAAGAAACCUUGAUGCCCGCCUGGGGUUUGACCUGUGCACAGAUGAACAGAAUUUCCUGCAAAACCGAAGGAAGGUAGUUGCUGCUGCACUAAAGGAUGUUCUUCAUCUGGAGGAAGAUCUGCAAGAGCAUGAGGUGCCUAUAGUGGCUGUGACAACAGCAGGGUGUGGCAUAAGAGCACUCACUGCCAUGUAUGGCAGCAUUUUGGGUCUCCAAAAGUUGCGUGUUCUGGAUUGUGUUUCAUACAUUAGUGGUUCAUCUGGCACAACAUGGACAAUGACAAAGCUAUAUGAAGAUGCUGAUUGGUCACGUAAGGAUCUUGGGGAAGUAAUUAUUGAAGCACGGAAGCAAGCAGCCAAGUGCAAGAUGGGGGCUUUUUCCUUGAAAAGUCUGAGGAAUUAUUACAGAGAGCUGAGCCAAAGGACCCAAGCAGGACAUAAAACAUCUUUUAUUGAUCUGUGGGGUCUCAUGAUUGAAGCCAUGUUAAAUGAUGGGAAAAGCCACCACAGACUUUCUGAUCAACGUCAGGCAGUGAACCAAGGUCAGAACCCACUGCCCAUCUACCUUGCCCUUAAUGUCAAGGACAAAGUUGCCACCAAAGAUUUCAGAGAGUGGGUGGAGUUCACACCAUACGAGGUGGGCUUCCUGAAAUAUGGCGCCUUCAUUCGUGCGGAGGAUUUUGGCAGCGAGUUCUUCAUGGGUCGCCUGAUGAAGAAACUCCCUGAGUCACGAAUCUGCUUCAUGCAAGGAAUGUGGAGUAGUAUCUUCUCCAAAAAUCUCUUGGAUGCCUGGCAUGCAGCUGACAAUUCAGAAGACUUCUGGAACAGGUGGACCCAAGACAAAGUGACCAAAAUAGAGGAACAACCAGACCUGCCUGAGAAGCCGUAUGAGAUGGCUACGUGCGUUUUCACUCCUACGAGCGGCCUCUCCACAACGCUCCGGGACAUCCUGACGGAUCGCCCUGCUGUCUCCAAGUACCACAACUUCCUAAGGGGCUUCCAGAUGCACAACGAGUACAUCCAGGAUGAACAUUUCACAAAAUGGAAAGACACCUUGCUAGACACCUCUCCCAAUGACCUGAGAGGCAACUCGGAACACCUGGAGCUGGUGGAUGCAGCUUUCUUCUUUGAAACCAGUUACCCACCCGUUAUGAGACCAGAGCGGAAAGUGGAUGUCAUCAUACACUUAAAUUACACAGGUGGAUCACAGACAUUGCCCUUGGAACAGGCUUGCAAAUACUUUGCAGAGCAGGAAAUUCCAUUUCCCUGCAUUGGACUGACGGAUGAUGAGAAUAACCUGAAAGAGUGCUACAUGUUCGAUGGUGCAGACACCCCAGGAGCUCCUCUGCUGCUUUAUUUUCCAUUAGUGAAUGACACUUUUCAGAGAUAUGUAGCACCUGGCAUGUUACGUACUGCUGCUGAAAUGGAGCAGGGCAAAGUUGAUAUCUCCAGUUUCUCCUCUCCAUACUCAACCAGGGAGGUCUCGCUGAAAACAGAAGAUUUCAACAAGCUUCUGAAGCUGGCUAAUUACAACAUAAUGAACAAUGAGAACAUGAUUCUUCAGGCCUUGCGCAUGGCUGUGGCACGGAAGAAACAAGCCCUGAGCCAGUCCUCACAGGCACAGCCCUCUGCUUGA